UUUGAGUAGCCAAAAUAUGAAUUUUAAGUUUGGCUUCAAAACAUCGCUAGUGGCAAUUUGUAUAAGCCUCCCUACACUUAGUCUCAUUUGAGUGUAGACUGCAGAGCAGUUCGCGUAGAAGCGGAUAAAGGUGGCCCCUGCAGACCACUAAAAGCGCGAUAUUUCUAAAGAAAUUGAAAGUGAAAGUGCCAUGGAAAGGAACGUGUUUUUUCCCCAACUACAGCUAUGUCAGCAUAGACGUUCACUUAUAGGAUCCUUCAGUCAGCCAACUUAAAGGACCGGACUGGCUUUUCGCGAACAUUAGAUAAUGGCCUCCAAGCAACCCUUCUCUGACGAGGACUUCACGUGCCCCGUGUGCUGCGACAUCUUCAAGGACCCGGUUCUCCUCUCGUGCACCCACAGCGUGUGCCGCGGGUGUGUUAGACGGUACUGGAGUGUCGAGCGCUCUCAAAGAUGCCCGCUGUGCAGGAAGCAAUCUGCUCGCAAUCCCCCCCUCAACCUGGCUCUGAGAAACUUGUGCCGGACCUUUCUCGAGGUUAGAGAGGACCCCGAAGUGCUUUGCGAUAUUCACAGCGAGAAACUGAAACUGUUCUGCUGCGACGAUGGGCAGCUUGCAUGUGUUGUGUGCAGAGACUCAAGCAAGCACCAGAGUCACAGGUUCUCUCCUGUCGAUGAAGCAGCGGAUGAACUUAAGGAUAUUAUUAAGCGUGCACUGAAGUCAAUGACAAAGAAAGUGAGGAACCUUCAAGAGGCCCGGUUUAACUGUUACCAAAAAGUUGAUCACAUAAAGCAACAGGCCCAAUAUGUAAGGAAUCGGACUGAGAAGGAGUUCGACAAACUCCAUCAGUUUCUCCAAAAGGAACACAGAGCCAUAGUGACUAAGCUGAAGGAAGAGGUGCAACUAAAAACACAGAUGCUGGAAAAGGACAUAGCAAUAAUGAAUAAGGAGGCGCGCUCUCUCUCCAAAACCAUAAAUGAAAUAUCGAAGGAACUAGAAUGUGAAGAUGUCAAAUUCAUAAAGAGUUUCGAGAAAACUCUGAAGAAAGCCCGCUGCACACAGGUGGAACCAGACGAGGUUUAUGGAGAGCUGAUUGAUAUCACAAACUACCUGGGCAACCUGCAGUUCAGAGUCUGGAAGAAAAUGAAGAAAAUAAUCAAAUACAGUGAGUCUGGUAUUGCUCAGGUUAAUUUCAGCAUUCUGCACGUUAAAUAGAGCUCCAGGUGACCAGGACAGCAGCUAUGUCCAAACUGACCACUUUGGGACUCCACCAGAAUCAAACUCUGUCGAGCUCUCGGUAUCGCCAAAAAAAAGAGCAAAAUAUUGAGAGAGAGAGAAAGGAGUGAGGUAUGUGGCCAUACCACAGUGAGGUAUGUGGCUGCUCUUUCUCUCUAAAGAUUUUAAGCCUUUGUCUGUCUGCAUUCAGCUGGGGUUCAUCAGCGUUUGUCAGCCGUGGACUGUUCAGUCACUGCGCGCUUGUGCAUCCUUGUCUGCAUGCGGUGGCUUGUGCACAAGAAGGGUGCUGAAACUGGGUGUGCCGGUGUGGUUCAGAACCUUGGAGAGCGUAUAGGUGCUCUCAGGUGGCUCAAAGGACAUUAGAAUUGUAAAUCUGCAGCUUGUAAAAAAUAUGUCAGAUGCACCUAUUGAUGUCUUGCCUCUUCAGGUCCCAUCAUCUUGGACCCAAACACUGUUCACUGUUGAUGAUUUGCGCCUGUGUAUUGUUUCAUGUUUAUUAGUUCAUGUAUUUAAACCCUGUCUUGUUCCCUGUGUCUUGGCUUUCAUCGAAAGCCCCUAUUUGUAUUGGAAGUCCAGUUUGUGAAUGGAAUCAGUGCCUUCAUGUUUGGACGCCUACACCUAUGUGACUCUUUGCUUAUUCCUAGUCUUGCUUUAUCAUAUCCUCUGUGUAUAACCUCCUAGCCCUUCUUAUCAUGUAUUUUCAGACUCUCCGGGUUGGUAACUUGACCCUAAACUGUUCUAACGAUGCUGAUUCUGCAU
This is a messenger RNA of Electrophorus electricus (electric eel), 1993 nucleotides long. Lineage: Eukaryota; Metazoa; Chordata; Actinopteri; Gymnotiformes; Gymnotidae. The record is from RefSeq and is a predicted model, not a curated record.